AUGGCACAGCCACCUCCAUCACCGCUGCCGCAGAUGCGGCUGCCGCUCUCUUCGUCGUCGUCGUCACCACCAAUUGGCCCCCGGCAGGUCGCUGCUGCUGCUGCUGCUGCUGCUGCUGCGGCUGAAACCGCCAAUACGAUCACCGCCUCUGCGUCCAACGAUGCCGGUGACACUAGUGGUGGCGGUGAGCAGAAGAUGCCUCCGAUGUGGCCGCGUACUGACGCCGAGGUGGAGGCGGUGGAGCGUCACCGGUGGGGACGACUGGUGCAGGAGGGAUGGUUUCACCAGAGCUUGCAGCACCAGCGAUGGGACGAGGAGAUGUUGCUACGUGGUUCAGCGUACCGCACUCGUGCCGUGGCAGCGCGCACAACGGUGAGAAUCACCACAACAGCAGCACUGGUGCUAAGCCUCAACAUCAACCCAGCACUUUGGACAGAUGAAGGGUCGCCACCACCGGAGGAGUCUUCGCGCCUGUACGUGUGGCGCUCGCCCUCCCUGCUCCCAGGCGAUAGAUUGAACAUACUCGGUGAACUGGGUCAGCAACUUGAGCGACAGUACCUCUCCCUCUCUAAGCGGCCGUUGAUGGUCAGCUACUGCCUCAACGCAAGGCCAGAGGACUUUGUGCGAGGUCUCUCGCAAUGCCGCCAGCAGGCGGGGCCGAAAAGCAAAGUCAUAUUGCACUACGGAGGCUAUGGAGUGCCACGGCCUCGUUGUGGGUCGCUCUUUCUUCUUCCUCCGUCUGGAGAGCCGGUGAAGUACUCGCUCGAUACGCUCCGCAUGCAGGUAGGAUUCCCACUCGUUAUGGUGGCGGACUGCGCGAACGCUAGAAGUAUUCUAAACGGCCUACUAAAAACACGGCAGAAUGAUGAUGAUAGCCAGCACUUUGCGUACCAGAGGUAUGGCAAGACCAUUAGUGGGACCGCGUUGGAUGACACAGACCGUGCCGACAUGGCGUUGCAGAAUUGGGGACGACACGAUGGGCCUGCAACUGCUGCCAUGGAUGGCGCUUCUCCUACGGCGUCAUCAAACUGUGCGGCGUUGCGGUCAAACUAUUGUGGAUUGGGUUCUGGUGCGGCGUCAUCAACAACUGUGCCGCUGCGGGAUGAUUUCUUUUUUAUUGGAGCGACAGAAGACGGGCCUCUGGUUCAGCAUCCGAAACUGCCAUCGGAUAUUCUGACUUCGUGUUUGACAACACCUGUUCAGAUGAUACUGCUGUGGUUUAUCGUGGAAAAUGCUCAUACGGCUAAUUUGCAUCCACUUUUCAUGCAUCUAGUUCCGGGGACACUGGAGGACAAAAAGACUCCACUGGGCCAGUUGCAAUGGGCUUUCAUGUCCAUCACUGAAUGUAUUGCGUGGUCGUCUUUCUCGCAUGGAUUGUUUACUCGCCUUUUUCGAGAAGACGUUGUUGUGGCGCCGCUAUUUCGUGGGUUUUUACUUGCGGAGCGCAUCAUUACGUCUCUGGGGGGUACCGUCAGUGUAUAUCCGCCUUUGCCACGCACGAGUAACAAUGCUAUGUGGGACACGCUGGACAAUAUCAUUGACCGUACUCUUGUUUCUCUACAACGCGCUGCUUUGCCGGCACCUCCGACAACAUGGACACCGUUGGAGUUUCGAGAAUGGCUGGAUUGGAAUGUGACAAAGUGGCGAUACGAACAAGGCUCAAUGGCAUUGCCAUCCUUGGAGGACCGCAGCGUUGUUGUGCCAAAUUUCCUUGGAGAGGAGUUGCGGUGUGUGGCUGCUGUGACUGAACGCAUCUCAGAGCAGAGCUUUUUUCGUCUCGUUUCCAGCGAACGUCCGGAUCUACAGCAACAGCAGCAGCAAGAACAACAACAACAGCAAGAAAAACAACAAAGACACCGACGACAAGAGCAGCGGCAACAUCAGUCCGAGGCUUUUGGUCGCUUGGCCACGACAUCCAGACGGACCUACAGAGGGGAGUUGGGGGUCGGCUCACCAAUGUUCCUUAGUAGCAGUAGUGUUGUUGGUGGUGGUGUUGUUGGUGGUGGGGGUGGUGGUGGGGUUGGCGGGAGUGGUAACGGCGGCAGUGGGGGAAACAACAACAAGAGUAGCAUCGGUAAUGUGGGGGUGAAGCCAUUCCCUUUCAUAAUGAGGUUGCCUAUGUUGCUUCAGGGACUGCUAGUAGUUGCACACCGCGACAAGGCUACGGAGCUGCUGUGUCGCUUGGUGGAUGCUGGUCCUCCAGCGGUAGCGGCAUGUGCAGAAGUGGGUAUUUUCAAUAUGGCUCUGAUACAUUACUGGGGCCGUCGUGACCUCCGUCACCUCAUACCGACACUGUUGUUGAUCUACGCUAAGGUAUGCUACACGGAUCCAUCGCUGGCUGGAGUGGAUGCAGCGCAGCGAGACAUGAUUGUGGAUGUAUGCAUGGAAUUCCUCGAGCACCCGGUUACCCUUCCUGCUGACUCCAGUGUAGAGCCUGGAGCAUGGCAGCGCGAGGUUCUCGGCGCUUGGGCGGAGCCGCAAGGCCAGCAAUUGCUAGCGGCAGCCUUACUUACCAUGCUGUGUAUACACUCUCCUGAUGGGCGACGUCGCUGUCGUGAGCGUACCGCUCUUCGUGUGUGUUGUAGCUUGUUGCAUGAUGCUGCAGGCAAGGUACCAUUGUUGCUGUCACAACAAAAGGAAACGGGGCUGAAGGAAAAUGAGGAUGAUGAUCCUUUAGCUGGGAAUGACAACUUUUGGGACGACCACAUAUCUGGCGAGAGUGAGGUUGAUCCGGCGAUGAUGUUUAGGUAUGUCUUGUGCCUCAUCGCCUUCUUGGUAGCACUGUCGUGGGAGGGAACGCCGUCGGCAGCCAGGGUGGGUGAAUCACAGCUGCAACAAGAUGACACGGACGAAGUAGUAGUGCGAGAACACCUUGCAUGUGCGCUCAAAGCCCUGCAACGUCUUCUAUAUGCAACCUCUUCCACGGUGCGUGGUGCGUCCAUUAAGGCCAUUACUGUAAUUAUGGUCUCAUCUAGCAUUAGUGAAGAGACGGCGCUGCAGUGCAUCCGCAUCAUCGCGGACCGCACCGGCAUGCGACACGCGCCACAGGAAGCUAACACAGACGACCGUCUCGAGCUAGUUGGUGCAAUCUUUUUGGCAAUGCGUUGGCUGAUUGAUCGUCUCUCCGCUUCCAUGUUGAUUGAGGAGAUACGACAGGCAGUCCACACGAAGUCGAAGCACAUUGACCACGCAAUGAUGGAGACACACAACUGUGGGGAUGCCCACUCCGGACAAGACUUUGGUGAUGCAGACAUGCAUCUUUCAUCUGCUGCAGGGUCGGGGGAGGUGGAUUACCUCUUGGCCAUGCUGGCCGGCUUCGCUUGUAGACUCGCUGUCGCAACGCACGAUCCAUGUCCGUACGUUGCCGCACAUGCGCGAAAAGUUCUGUUGGACGAUUUUUCGGUUUUGCGUGUGGGUCACCUGUUUUCUUCCCGCGCUGGGGGCACUGUCACCGGAGGCCGCGUGUGUGAAGCCGCCACGUCGCGCAAUUCCGGCAUUGCUAAUUUCUUUUCAGGCGUUUUCAACACACUCACGUCGCGUGGAGGCAAGCCGGCAUUACGUGGGGGUUCUCGUCGGGGCAAACGUGUGUUACAGGGCGUCGAUGAUGAGGAUAGUGGCGGGGAGCUGGCCGAUACAGACAGUGCCAGUGGCAUACAAGCGGCGCUAACAGACGUGAACAUUGCGCUACGCGCUGUUUCCGUGUACGACUGUUCAACCGUUUCAUCUUUCAUUUUUGCUAUCCUCUCAUUCCUUGGGGAGCUGCUCCUGGUGCCUAUGGAUGACUAUGACCCACGCCACCCGUUCAACCUUGAAAAGGAUGCGAGUGUUCGUAGGUGUCUGCGCCGACUGCGCGAUGACCUACGCAUAUCGGCACCCCCCAUCUCCAGUUCUCAUGAACAAGACGUCUGCGCGACUAUCUCUCCGUUGCUGCCGGCAUCCCCGUCGCCCCUUCCUUAUCCGCUAAACGUUGCAAUGUCGUUGCCGCACGACGAUGAGGCAAAAACACGCACACCACUGAAUUCUCCUAUGUUGAACUGUGUUUCCUCCUUUGGCCACAAUACUGCUGCUGCUGCCUCCACCACUGGCAGUAAAGAGCGUGGUGCACUGUUUCAGCUGCUCGCUGAGAAAAAUACAUUUAGUGAACGCAAUGGCCGAGUUCAGGUGCUAACGUUUAAUCCAACGAAGCCGCACUUUAUCACUGGAACGGAUCAGGGUGUUGUUCAGGUCUGGUACUUUGGCAGCAAGAGAGAGGGUUUCCCAGCAUCGACCGGAGGCUCGUGGGCUGUGUCAGCUGAGCACUGUGAGCUUCUGGCGCGAUUUCACGUCUCGGAGGUGGUGCGGCGUCCAGACACUGCGGUGCCGAGGUCUGCGGUUCUGGGCUAUAUGUAUAGCACACAGCCAGCAGCGCCACGGGACAUGGGCGCGGCAGAAAAGUGUAACGUGGGAGGGGCGAGUGCUAGUGCUAGUGCUGGGGCCAGCACUAGUACUGGUACUGGUGUCGGGGCUAAUGCUGCUGCCAAUGCUGCUGCUGACGCACCGUGGCGGCGUGUUGCUUCCUCCGUGCCGGGCGAUGUGGCAGGUCGUGGGGUAAAAGGUGUGGAGCCAAUCACUGGACUGCAUCUCGUCGAUGCGGUCUACCGCCCCCUGCUCUGUGCGGUGAGUCGUUCGGGAGCCGUGUAUUUGUUUGCCGCCUACACGGACAUGGCCACGGUGAGUCGUGUCACGUCCUUUGUGACCAUGACAUAUGAGGAAUCGUUAAGAAGUCAUCAGUGCCUUUCCUCUUACCACGCGCCGGCGAUGCUUCUACACGUCAGCGGCGCGGAUGGUUCCAUCGCGUCAUGGGAUUUAAACUGCGAGCACAAGACCUCUGCAGGUGCUGGUCGUGGCGAAAUUCUUGGUUCGCUCUCUGCUUUGGCAUCGCACCCAACUGACGUGUUCAGCUUUGCCGUAGGUGCUGGUUCAGUGUACCUUUAUGACCUGCGGAACCCAUGCCGUGCCACGCACGUUUUGCCGAAUCCCACUGCGUCAGGGAAAACACCGCAACAUCAGUGGCUCAGUUUGGGCGACUACAGCUCCCCAUGUCUCCACAUUGGUUACUCGUGCCGCUACCCUCAUGGCAUUGUGACGGGAUACGGUGGCGAGCAGGGUGUAGUUAUGCUGUGGGAUGAUCGUAAUCUGCGGCAGCCCGUACACCAGGCAGUUGUAUGCGAUGCUGAGAUCAAUGGCGCAUCAUCGCUGAAUUCGGUCUGCUACAUGGACACACAGCACUACAGUUACGCACUUAUGACAAUGUCGGUGACGGCAGACACCCUCGUCGUGGGUGAUGCGUUGGGUUCUGCACUAUCAUCAUCAUCGUUAGCAUCAACGCCACCGCCACGACGGCCACCCGCACCACCACCACUGGCAACUCCACCAGCAGCAGCAGCAACAACAGUGGGGGCUGCAGGCAGGGCGAAUGUUCGUCUAAAUCAGCAACCGGGCGCGGCUGCCUUUCACCCUGUCCUUCCUAUUUGUGGUGUGGCGAGCGGGGGCUCAAUACAGCUUUAUGGAUGCAAAAAGAUCUCAGUGUCUGCGCGACACGCAUAG
Messenger RNA from Trypanosoma grayi, 5586 nucleotides. RefSeq lists its product as hypothetical. The record is from RefSeq and is a predicted model, not a curated record. Gene Ontology annotation, cellular component: cytoplasm; TORC1 complex. NCBI's taxonomy places the organism in Eukaryota, Euglenozoa, Kinetoplastea, Trypanosomatida, Trypanosomatidae. Bases 1 to 5586 code for a protein of 1861 amino acids. The transcript has a single exon. Gene Ontology annotation, biological process: regulation of autophagy; cellular response to starvation; cellular response to amino acid stimulus. Gene Ontology annotation, molecular function: protein-macromolecule adaptor activity; protein binding.